Molecule: messenger RNA, 789 nt
Organism: Photinus pyralis (common eastern firefly)
Lineage: Eukaryota; Metazoa; Arthropoda; Insecta; Coleoptera; Lampyridae
Exons: 3
Coding region: 187-789 (200 amino acids)
Biological process (GO): potassium ion transmembrane transport; stabilization of membrane potential
Cellular component (GO): membrane
Molecular function (GO): potassium ion leak channel activity
Source: RefSeq, a predicted model, not a curated record
UUCGGCAUUUACCUGCGCUGAUGUCUCGCAUUUGUUGCAGGUUAUGUCAGAGUGCGCGAGAAACGAGCCAUCGAAUAGAACUAUGGGGUUAUCAACAGUGUGCUGCGCUAGCCGAAGUAUGCGGGUAAAGCGAGCGAAGGAUGCAUCCCGACGGGCACGAAACAACUGACUCAUAGCGCGCCCAUAAUGAUUUGCGAUACGAACUCGCCCACGUCAGCUACAUAUCCAGGUUUGCCGCCCCAUUCGCCUUACCACCGUCGCAUUUCGCCGCCCGGAAGUCCCGCGCCCAGGAAGUGCUGUUACGAACACAAGGAGAACUACACGCAGGAGGUCUUCUUCUGCUGCUGUUACAGCUGCCCGGGCACGCGGUCGACGUCCGUGAUAGCGACGGUGGGCGUCUGCUGCCUGGUGCUCGGCUACACGAUUCUGGGCGCGUUCACCUUCAUGGCGCUCGAAGGCCGACCCGACCACGACACGUCCGUCGCGGCGUCCCAGCACGACCCGAAGCACGACAAGAGCACCGCCGGCGUGCUCAGGGCGCAGACCGUCGACAAGCUGUGGAGCAUCACCGAGAACUUGAACAUCCUCUACCGCGAAAACUGGACGCGGUUGGCCGCCGAGGAGGUGCUCGAGUUUCAAGAGGCGCUGAUACGCGCCAUGCGAGGUUCCGGAAGCGGAUACGUCGGAAACCCCAGCUCCACGGUGCUCUACUACCAGCGACCGCAUCGGUGGAGCUUCAGCUCGUCAUUUUUGUACUCAUUGACUCUGAUCACAACGAUCGGUAAGUAA